AGCACACCUCUAGACGCCCAAUUCCUCAAACACCUUUGCUUGCCUAUGCCAUGGCGGCGCCGUCCCCAGCGGUGCGGCAGCUCGAAGACGCGGUCGUCGCGAGGCUCCGUGCCUGCGCCACGUUCCGGGACCUCCUCCGCGCGCACGGCCACGCCGUGCGGCGGUGCCUCUCUCGGAGCAGCUACGUCGCCACCCAGAUCGUCCACCUCUGAAACGCCCACGGCCGCGCCGCGCACGCCGCUCGGGUCUUCGCCCAGGUCCCCGACCCGAACCUCCACCUCCACAACGCCAUGAUCAAGGCCUACGCGCAGAACCAUCUCCACCGCGACGCAGUCGAGGUCUACGUCCGCUUGCUCAGGUGCCCCCCGCUUCCUUGGGGCGGCGGAUUCUCCGGCGGCGACCGGUUCACGUACCCGUUCCUGCUCAAGGCCUGCGGCGGCCUGGCGGCGGUCGAGCUGGGAAACCAGGUGCACGCGCACGUGGUGAGGUCCGGGUGCGAGGCACACGACAUCGUGCAGAACUCCCUGAUCGAAAUGUACACCCGCUGCGGCGAUCUGUCGCUCGCGCGCAAGGUGUUCGAUGAAAUGAGGAACAAGGACGUGGUGUCCUGGAACACGCUCAUCUCAGCGCACGCGAGGCUGGGGCAGAUGAGGAAGGCACGGGCGUUAUUCGAUUCGAUGCCUGAAAAGACGGUGGUUUCCUGGACCGCGUUGGUGUCCGGGUACACAGCAGUCAGCGACUUCGCCGGCGCGGUCGAGGUGUUCAGGCUGAUGCAGAUGGAAGGCUUCGAGCCAGACGACGUGAGCAUCGUCGCGGUGCUGCCGGCCUGUGCUCAACUUGGCGCUCUGGAGCUAGGCAGGUGGAUAUACGCUUACUGCAACAGGCACGGCAUGCUGCGCAAGACGUACAUCUGCAACGCGCUGAUGGAGAUGUACGCGAAGUGCGGGUGCAUCGACGAAGUGCUGCAGCUGUUCCACGGCAUGCCCGAGAAGGAUGUCAUCUCGUGGAGCACGGCGAUCGGCGGCCUCGCGGCGCACGGGAGGGCGCGCGAGGCGGUCAGGUUGUUCGAGGCCAUGGAUGGAGAAGGAAGGGUGCGGCCAAACGGCAUCACUUUCGUGGGGCUUUUGUCAGCCUGCUCCCAUGCCGGGCUCCUGGAUGAAGGCCUGCGCUACUUCGACCGCAUGAAGGAUGCCUACGGAGUCGAACCCGGUGUCGAGCACUACGGGUGCCUAGUGGAUCUCCUUGGCCGGUCAGGGCGAAUCCAGCGCGCCCUGGACACCGUACGGGGCAUGCCAAUCCCCGCCGACGCCAAGAUCUGGGGAUCGCUGCUCAGUGGGUGCUGCAGCCACGGCGACGUGGACACUGCCGUGGUGGCGGCCGAGCGGCUGGUCGAGCUGGAGCCGGGCGACGUGGGUAACCUUGUCAUGCUGGCCAACGUGUAUGCCGCGGCGGAGCGGUGGGGCGACGUGGCGAACACAAGGAAGGAGAUAAGGAGACAGAGCACGAGGAAGACGCCGGGGUGCAGCAUGAUCGAGGUGGACAACGUGGUGAGGGAGUUCGUCGCCGGGGAGGACCUGGGGCCUGAGCUGGGAGGCCUUGCUGCCGUGCUGGAUAUCCUGGCCUCGCAGCUUGCUGCCGAUGAUGAAGAAUUCGAUGAUUCAGAUUGCUGGGUUAAUGCGAAUGUGUUACCAGUGACUGAUCAUUGCCAAAAUGAGAGGUGCAUUUGAGGUGUCCAGAUUUGAGAAAUACUCCUCUGUUCACUCGGAAACAAUUUGGAGAUUGUGAAUGAGUUAAUUAUAGGGGAAUGGGAUGUGCAAUUACUACAUGAAACUUUUUGGCCGGAGGAUGUUACUGAAAUCCUCAGGAUACCAAUUGAUGAUCAGGAGGAGGAUUGGCCGGCAUGGCACUUUGAUGCAAAGGGACUCUUUUAUGUAAAAUCAGCAUCCAAGGUGGCACUGGCAAACAGAGAUGCAAGUGCUAGCUGCAGUGCUUCUGGAUCUGAUGUCUCUGGCUCCAGGAGACGUGAGUUUGAAUGGCACAAGAUUUGGCUGCUAAAAGUCCCCAACAAAGUUAAGAUGUUUAAAGGGAGAUUAUAAUAGUCUCCCGGUGAGAAGGAAUGUGCCAACUGCCAAGGCGUAGGGGUUUUCUGGACACUAUAUGUCCAGUGGUCAUUGUGGGCAUUUCUUUUUUAAGUGCAAAUGCAUGACGUGAAUUGGACUUGGAACAUAUCAGAAUUGAGCUGGUAAAAUGCUGACUAGGGAAACAAUUUCUGAACAUGGUAUGGUCACUAGAUAAGAAAGAGCAACUGGAAGUGAUCAUCCAUCUAAGUGGUCGGCUAGGGAAAAAGAUGGGAGGAUGUCAGGUGCAACAGAAAUUCAGAGCUCGGUGUUGUAUUUUUCUACUGAAUUUGAAAAGCUGGAAGCAGCUGAGCGAAAAUGUCAGGGACCUUUCAGAGUAAAAUGGGCGCCACCAGUCAUCAGAGGAUAUCUACACGACCAACAUCACGGAGUUCUCUUUCCAGAGACCAAAGGGGAACGAUUGGGUUUUGUUGCCCGGGAUAAAACAGGAGAUGUGGUGGCGGUGGGGGCUGGAGAUAUUAGAUGCGCAGCAUGGACGUUUCAAACAGAGGCGAUUGUGGCUCACAGUCACAGAAGCAUUCAGAGAGCAUCCGAAUUGGUCAUGAGGCUAUCUCCAGCAAGGAUUGCCAUUUAGGUUGGCGUACGCAAAAUGGCAACGUUUGGUCACUGUAGCAGCUGGCAAACGAGUCCAACAACGUUGCCAAACCCGAUAGGCAUUUUGCGUCGGUGGAGAGAGGAUAGCCAAAUUGCCUUCUCCAUCGUGGGGAGGCAUUCCACCACCGACGCAACGGUCAUUCCCCCCUCCCCACAUCGAGAGAAGCCCCCGCCGUGCCAGAUCUCGCCGCCUCGGGUGCGACUCGCUCCCGAAAGGUCACCACCGGCGACGACACAAGCUCCAUCUCCGGCGACUCCGUAGUCUCAAGGUUCGUCCUCUUCUUCCUCUUGACAUGGUUGCGUUUUGGAUCUGGGUUUGGACAGCAUGGGAAGGUUCCCUUCGCCGGAUCUUACGAGCGGUGCCCCAUCCCUGGCCGAUUCCGGCGCCUUGGCCCCGGCGUGACGCGUCCGCUUGGCCAUGGCUUGACGGGGCCUCUUCGCCCGGCCGUGGCGGAGCUGCCCCACCCCGUCAUGCCGCAGCCGGCUUUCCCCCGCCUUGGCGCGUCCGCCUUGGCCCCGCCGUGACGCGGCCCCCUUGGCCCUCCUGUGCGGCGGCUUCCCAACCCCGCCUUGCCGCAGAUGCCUUGUCCCCACGUUGCCGCGGCGUCCUUGCCCCAGCGAGCAGCGGCUGACCGUGAUAUUCUGUUGUUAAUUUGCGUCCAAUUUAUUUGUGUUUCAUUGCCGCAGCGAAUAGUGAGUUCAUUGCGGUUAGUGCGUCUACGAUUGUGGGCCUUUGCAGAUGACGGAUACGGAGGCAGUUCUGGACUCGGCCAUUGCCACCAUGUAGGGCACCGGCAACCAGAUCCUGGCCGUCUGCAAGGAAAAGCUCCACUUUGGGAAGAUGUUGAAUGUCAUGGAGGUCAAGGAACUGGGUGAAAUCCUUGAAGCAAUAGCUGAAGCGUUGGAUCAGGAUUCGCUGUUGUGCCAGGAGGCCGCCGAUAACGCCAAGAAGGAGGUGGAGUCUGACGAUGGUGUGCCGUCGGACGUGACAUGGCCGGAGAGCUCACCUGAACUUCACAGGACCGAGUGCCUGUCUCGCAAAGAUCACAUCGAGACAUUCUGGGGCGUCGACUAUGACUCCGAUGCCAUGCCCAACUUUUCUGACUAGAUGUCAUGGUCUAAUCCAGGCCAAAAAUGAAAUGUAUCCCUGAAUGUCUUAGUUUAUGUUUCGAACAAUGUCGAACCUUAGCUUUGUUGCCCUAUGUUGUGAACUAUGAUCAUGUGUGAAGUAAUGUACUGAACUAUGUUUUAAUUCAGGCGUGCAUGUCAUGCAUUUGUGUUUUAAUGCUUCCCAUAUGUCUCCAAUCCCCGUUAUAUGAUCAUGAUAAUGUUGUAGGAUGGACAACCGUUUCAAUCCCUAUGUAUGUGAUGGUGAAAACUCUCAGGCCUGUCCUGACACACAGCAGUGGGAGUUCCCAUUGUCGGCAACCUUGGAUGCGAUUGGCCGAACUACAAAUCCUCAGCACAUGGCACAUUCUGGAUUGAAUUUUGAAAUGCACCAAGGAGAAUUUGAUAUUCAUGAAACUGAUUCAGUGUUGGAGAUGCUUCCUCCCAAACCUAGUAAGUCAAUAAAAAAACUGACCAAAAGGUUGUCUCAAAGAGGUAAAGCUUUCAGCAAAGAAGAAGAUAGGAUUAUAUGUUCUGCAUUUUUGAAUGUGAGCAAGGACCCUAUCACUGGAACAAACCAAUCUAGUGGAGGAUAUUACCAAAGGAUGCAUGACUACUUCGAUGAGCACCUUGGAGCACCUUCCAGUAGAAGUGUCAAAGCCGUCCAGCAUCGUUGGUUGACUAUACAAAAGGCGGUUAACAAAUUCUAUGGACAUUAUUCAACAGUUGAAAGGUUGAAUGAGAGCGGAAAAAAUGAGCAGAACAUGAUUGAUGAUGCAGCUAAAUUGUAUGAGGACACAGAGUCAUGGACAUUUGAACACUGCUGGAACAUACUGCGGCAUGAACUGAAGUGGAAUGAUAAAAUGAUAGAAAUCGAAGCCCUUGGUACUGGUACACGAGUGAAUCAACGUGUGCCUGUUGAUGCCGCUGCUGAACCGAUGCCAGGUGAAAAUGCAGACAAUACGGCACGCCCCGAAGGUAGAGACAAUGGAAAGAAGCGUAAGGCAAGGGCAUGUGCUCAAGACUCCCAGUCCUCGGCUGCAAUUGAGGUCCUCUCUGCUAUGAAUGCACGAGGGCAAUUGAAGGAUGAUAAAGAAGACACACAAAUGGCUCAAAUUCUUGAGAGGAAGGAUGCUAAGAUUUAGCUGCAGCAAAAUUUGAUUGCAAUGCAGCGAGAGGACAUGGAGAAGAGGUAUGAGAUUGAGAAGGAAAAAUUGGUACUGAAUAGGGAGGACCUUGAGUUGCGUAAAGAGAACACAAAGGUUGAGAUGUUGAAAGCCGAAGCUCAUUUCAUGGGUCAGGACCUUGACAAGCUAGCACCACACUUGAGGGAAUACUACCUGACCAUCCAGCGUGAGAUUAUGGAGCGUCAUGGCAUUAGGUCUGCUCCUCCUGGUAGCACAUCUCAAUAGUCUUCCAGAGUCUAUUACUGAGAGUUUGUAUACUGUUGUGUAAUACACCAUUAAGUAUGUUGUGCACUUGUUUUUCAUGAAUGGUCUGAACUUUACUA
Molecule: messenger RNA, 5349 nt
Organism: Panicum virgatum (switchgrass)
Lineage: Eukaryota; Viridiplantae; Streptophyta; Magnoliopsida; Poales; Poaceae
Product: pentatricopeptide repeat-containing protein At2g20540-like
Exons: 5
Coding region: 291-1727 (478 amino acids)
Biological process (GO): RNA modification
Molecular function (GO): RNA binding; protein binding
Source: RefSeq, a predicted model, not a curated record